AUGAUAAAUCUUAUUCAAAUUCAAUCACUUAAAUUUAAAAUAAUCAAUAUUCAAGAAGAAUAUGAUGCAGAUAUUAAAGAUAUUUUAAAUGAAAUUAAAAAACAAAAACAAUCUGCAAAAGAAAUUCUUUUAAGUGCACUUGAUCAACUUGAAUCAGAAAUAAAUACAGAACAAAUAAAAACAUCUAUUCAUUCAUCAUAUUGA
Molecule: messenger RNA, 204 nt
Organism: Adineta steineri
Lineage: Eukaryota; Metazoa; Rotifera; Eurotatoria; Adinetida; Adinetidae
Source: the annotation of a GenBank genome assembly